AUGCCUACAGUAAGAAGAAUUAAAAACAUAAAGUGGGAUGAAGACGAUCUAGAUGACUAUUAUUCAGAUGAUUCUGAUCCAUUUGAGCCUUCAUCCAGCAGAAUAGACCCUAGGAAGAAUGUGAAAACAAAACAAACCGAGCCUCCAAAGUCAGUGGCAAAAAACAUACAAAUUAAGCAGAAAACAAAAAUUGAUACUACAAAAAAGAAUACGGAUUCAGUUCCCUUUAGGAAUCCCCUGAAUGUAGUUGUAUGCGGAGCUGUUGAUGCUGGAAAGUCUACACUGUUAGGGCAUAUAUUAUCACUAACUAAUUGUGUAGACGCUAAACUGAAGAAUGUUAAAAAUUAUGCUUGGAUUUUAGAUCAGGGUGAAGAUGAACGUGAACGUAACAUCACUAUUGAUCCAACAAAAUGCCAGUUCAAUCUUCCAUUACCGAAAGGUUCUAAUCCUUUGAAUUACAAAUCCAUAAAGGUAAAUAUCAUUGAUACACCAGGUCAUCACGAUUUGAUGCAUAACCUCAUCCUAGGUGCUGUGUUUGCAAACUCUGCGAUUAUAAUUAUAGAUUCCAAUGACGUCUUAAAAGGGAGUGCGUUUGACAGAUAUUUUAAUGAACAUCUGUUACUAUUAUAUUUUAUCGGUAUUCGGUAUUUUAUUAUUUGUAUAAACAAAAUAGACAAAUUUGAUUAUUCAAGCAAAGUGUAUACUGAUAUUGUGAAUCAUAUUUCUACUCUGUCUAAAAUUUAUUCCAAGGAUUCAAAGAUCAUUUAUGUACCAGUUUCCGGUCUCCAAGGUGUUAAUUUGACACAAGUUCCGGAAGAUGCUAUGAACUGGUAUUCUGGACCUUCUUUGCUUCAGGCUCUAGAGGAGGUUGCAAUCGAUUUAAUUUCGAAGCCAGUGGUGGUUUAUAAUGAUAGACUUCUAUGUCAUAUAUUUGACCUAUGGGAAGUUGGGAAAACAAACAUUUCUUGUUCUUGUUUUGUUGAGGGAAAUGAAAUGAAAGUCCCAGUUAAUAUGGUAGUUUUACCAAAUGCCGUUGAAGUAAAAUGUUCAAAAGUCAGUUUCUCAGAAGUAGAAGAUGUUUCCUGUGGAAAAGCAAUUAUGAAUUCCCUAAGUGAUUUAACAUGUAGAAUGGGAAAUGUAUCAAUUGAUACAAAAAUGGAAGGUUCUCAAGGGGCUGUUCCCAAAUAUUUGAAUGAUUUUGUUGAUAACAUUCAGCUAAAGGGUGCUGAAAUAAUUAAUUUGAUACCAACGGCGCUAAUGGUUGAUUGUGACACAUUUUCUAGAAUAAAGACUAAUAAUUCUAGUAUAAGGCAGCAAAAGAUCUUGAAUUUAUUUGUAUUCAUUUCGAAGCACACUCAACAAAAACUUACUUUGGGGGAAACUGUUGAGUUAUAUGUUGGCUACUCUAAAGACUGCGCUGUUAUUACAUCCGUGUCCAAAAUUCUCGAGGGAAAUGAUAUUAAAAAGCUAAAGAAAGUGUUCUCACUAAACCCUGGUGAAUUUGGAUUUAUAGGUUUUUCAUGUUGCAACACUCCUCUAUUCGUCGAACCCCUCUCUCAGAAUCACUCGUAUAUUAAUAAAACAAUAUCCCUUUUGAGUGAUAUAGAGCACGAAGUUACAGAAAGCUCAGAACCCAUUGGGCUAUUGAGCAGGGCUUUGGUACGUUGUGGAGGAAAUGUUAUCGCAGGCGGUAUAAUAUGUCAUAAUUUCACAUAA
Theileria equi strain WA is the source of this 1716-nucleotide messenger RNA. Its product is annotated as elongation factor Tu family member. Gene Ontology annotation, biological process: translation. The coding region runs from base 1 to 1716 and encodes 571 amino acids. The record is from RefSeq and is a predicted model, not a curated record. Gene Ontology annotation, molecular function: GTPase activity; GTP binding. The transcript is spliced from 2 exons. NCBI's taxonomy places the organism in Eukaryota, Apicomplexa, Aconoidasida, Piroplasmida, Theileriidae.